AUAACACACAAGAUGGAUGCUAAGGGAUACCUUCAAGGGUAUGGAUGGAAGGAAGGAGAAGCACUUCAGAAGGGGGGAUUGAAGAAGCCAAUUUUGGUGAAACACAAAAAAGAUAAUAAAGGAUUAGGAGGAGAUGGUAAUGACGCAGACAUGUGGUGGGAAAAAUUGUUUGAUGGACAACUCAAGAGUUUGGAAGUGACUAGCGGGAAGAAAGGAGUUAGUUUUGACCAAAACAAGGAUCAGAUCAAGUCUGAAGUUGCCAAGGCCAACUCACCGUUAUACAGGAUGUUUAUCCGAGGAGAAGGAUUAGCCGGGACAGUGGGGAAGACAGAUCAUACCAAGGUUGAAGACAAGGUUGAUUAUAAGAAGGCUAUGGCUGAAUCUGAGAGAGUUUUAGGGAAGAAAGAUAUGAAGAAGAAGGAAAAGAAGGAGAAGAAGAAGAUGGAAAAGAAGGAAAGGAAAAAGGUGGAAAAACAAGAGAAAAAGGAAAAGAAGAAGUUGGAGAAGAAGUUGGAAAAGGAAAAGAAAAAGAUAGAAAAGAAGGAGAUGAAGAAAUUGGCAAAGGAGGAAAAGAAAUUAAAUAAGGAAAUAAAGUCCAAGACUGAAACAGAGACAAAAACCAAUACCAAAACUGUUACGAAAUCAGAGAAGAGGAAGAGAACCGAAAAGGAUACGGAAACGAGCACGAAUAAGAAAUCACAUGGAGUUGAAGAAGGGAAGUCAAAGCGUAGAAGAACAGAUUAAUGCAGAGUGAAGGGCC
Molecule: messenger RNA, 760 nt
Organism: [Candida] anglica
Lineage: Eukaryota; Fungi; Ascomycota; Pichiomycetes; Serinales; Debaryomycetaceae
Source: the annotation of a GenBank genome assembly